GAAUCUGCACACAUGUAUAAUUCCCUGAACCAUAUAAACUCCGCGUGGAGAAACUGUUCUCUCUCGUUUUUUUGAGACAUAUUAUCGAAAUAAUAUUUCAUAGCGAAGUUAUAGAAUAUCAUUCUUUAAGAAAAUAAUAUACUCUUAAAGUGUUGAAAAUAUACAACUGCCUACAUGGAUGCGUUACAGUUAAGAAAUUUCAGAGAUUUUCUUCUUCUCUACAAUCAAAUAUCUGAGACGUGUUUCAAAAAAUGUGCAAAUACUUUCCUUACUCGAGAAAUCACCUCCGAUGAAGAUCUUUGCGUAAGUAAUUGUGCGCAGAAAUAUAUUCACGCAAAUCAUAGAAUAAUGGAGAUAUUUAUGGAAGUACAGCCUAUAAUGGUACGUAGAAGAAUGGAGGAAAUAAAUACGAGUCAAGCAGCAUUAGAAACACAAAAUCAGCAAGUGGAACAAAAUCCACAAUGAUGCUGAUAUUAAUUAUUUGUGAUACAUUUAUCAGACCAACUAUUCUUUAGUUGGUUUCAUUAUAAAUUAUAAAGCUCUGUCGAGUACAUAUAAAUAUAUGUAUAUAAUAAUAUUUUAAAACAUUACAUAUGUAUAUACACAGGAUAAUCAAGGAGAAAAUACAUUCUAUGUAUUUGUAUUUCCUCCUGUAUAUUGUUUAUUUGUAUAUAAUUAUUUAAGC
This is a messenger RNA of Formica exsecta, 685 nucleotides long. RefSeq names its product mitochondrial import inner membrane translocase subunit Tim10 B-like. The transcript has 3 exons. The record is from RefSeq and is a predicted model, not a curated record. NCBI's taxonomy places the organism in Eukaryota, Metazoa, Arthropoda, Insecta, Hymenoptera, Formicidae. Gene Ontology annotation, cellular component: mitochondrial intermembrane space chaperone complex. Bases 175 to 465 code for a protein of 96 amino acids.